UCAAUGUCAGUCAAGUUAGAACUUCAAACUUCAAUUAAACUUGGUCUUUCGAUUCAAGGCGUGACUUUUGAACUUAUUAAUUUCACGUGGUCAAAAAUUAGUGUUAACGUUGUUUAAAUAACAACAAAAUUAAAAAUGGCUUAUGAUUCGAAAUUAGUUGAGUUAGCAAUUAAGCUGUUCUCAAUAGAUGCCGUAAAGUUUGGCGAGUUUACAACUAAGAGCGGCAUCAAAACACCUGUCUAUUUUGAUUUGAGGGUUAUAGUUAGCUACCCCGAUGUUAUGGAAUCCAUUUCAAACCUCUUAUUAGAUGUUACUAUGAAGGAUUUGAAAUACGAUCACGUAUGUGGGGUACCGUACACCGCUCUACCUAUCGCUACAAUACUCAGUGUACUGACAAAGAAGUCAAUGUUGAUGAGGCGAAAAGAGACCAAAGCCUACGGGACUAAGAAAUCUAUUGAGGGCCACUACAAGGCCGGCCAGACUUGCCUCAUUGUCGAAGAUGUUGUAACAUCAGGAUCCAGUGUUCUAGAAACUGUCCGAGACUUACGUAAAGAAGGGUUGUUGGUGACAGACACAGUGAUCAUUCUAGACAGAGAACAGGGUGGCAGCAAAAAUCUUGAUUCUAAUGAGGUCCAAGUCAAAUCAUUAUUUACCAUGUCUUCCCUGAUUGAUAUUUUGGUGAAGAAUGGUAAGAUAACUGAAGAAACAGUAAUCAAAGUAAAAAAUUAUCUCAAAGAGACUCAAGCUCCUGUUAUUGAAAAGCCCUUGAACAGAAUUCUGCUGCCAUAUGAAAAGCGUGCAGAACUGGCUAAGAAUGGCAUAGCCAAACAACUCUUCACCAUAAUGGCUACAAAAAAGACAAACUUAUGUCUCUCUGUGGAUCUGACAUCCACCACAAAGAUAUUGGACCUUCUUGAACAAGUUGGAGAACAUGUUUGUCUUGUAAAGACUCAUGCUGAUAUCAUAGAAGACUAUACUGAUGACUUUAUAAAAAGAAUUAAGCAACUGGCUGAUAGAUUCAACUUUUUAUUGUUAGAAGAUAGAAAGUAUGCAGAUAUAGGACAUACAGUCUCUUUGCAGUACACAAAAGGGCUGUAUAAAGUAGGAGAUUGGGCAGACUGUGUUACUGCUCACUCUCUGCCUGGUGAAGGAAUUCUGAAAGCUUUGAAUGCACCAAAUGGGUGUGACAGAGGUGUGUUUCUAUUGGCUGAAAUGAGUAGUGAGGGCAACCUCAUUACCCCAGACUACAAAGAAGCAACAGUGGUCAUGGCUUCCAAAUACCCUGAACUAAUCACUGGGUUUGUUUGUCAAAACAUAGACACAUUUAAAGACCCAGGCCUUAUCCAGUUGACCCCUGGAGUACAGUUAGAGAGCAGCAAGGACGACCUGGGCCAAGUCUACAAUACUCCAGAAAAGGUUAUUCUGGAAAAAGGAGCUGAUGUCAUAGUUGUAGGAAGAGGAAUUGUGGCAGCAAAGAGUCCGGUAACUCAAGCAGUUCUUUACAAAGACACUUUAUGGAAGUGUUACUUGAAGAGAGUAUCUGGAAAACUUGAGUAGAUAAAAAUAUAUUUUUUUAACAUAAUCACAAGUACAAUUUGUGCUACUAUACUAUUCUCGAAACUUUAUAAUCUGUUAAAAUAUAUAUCUUGUUUAUAUUUACGAUUAAGUGACAUUGUACAACAAUCUCCAGUAUUCCUAUUUAGUAAACGAACCAAUAUUUUGUGAUAAUAAAAAUAGUGUAAUAACAAAAACUUGGUGCUAGUACAGAUACUGUAAAUUUUUGCAUAUACUUGUAUGCUGCAAUAAAAGUGCCUUUACAUUCCUAGAUGUAAUUCCAGAAAAACGUGUGUUAGUUUAUAAGCGUUUUUAAAUACUUUUAAUAUUGUAUUGCUGUUAUUGGCCAAUAUAUCUAUAAACUAUAA
Messenger RNA from Trichoplusia ni (cabbage looper), 1922 nucleotides. RefSeq names its product uridine 5'-monophosphate synthase (gene r-l). Bases 136 to 1557 code for a protein of 473 amino acids. NCBI's taxonomy places the organism in Eukaryota, Metazoa, Arthropoda, Insecta, Lepidoptera, Noctuidae. Gene Ontology annotation, biological process: 'de novo' pyrimidine nucleobase biosynthetic process; 'de novo' UMP biosynthetic process. The transcript is spliced from 4 exons. Gene Ontology annotation, molecular function: orotate phosphoribosyltransferase activity; orotidine-5'-phosphate decarboxylase activity. The record is from RefSeq and is a predicted model, not a curated record.